Molecule: messenger RNA, 1644 nt
Organism: Aspergillus mulundensis
Lineage: Eukaryota; Fungi; Ascomycota; Eurotiomycetes; Eurotiales; Aspergillaceae
Product: sugar porter family MFS transporter
Exons: 4
Coding region: 1-1644 (547 amino acids)
Biological process (GO): carbohydrate transport; transmembrane transport
Cellular component (GO): membrane
Molecular function (GO): carbohydrate:proton symporter activity
Source: RefSeq, a predicted model, not a curated record
AUGGCGCGCAGCUACCUGGGCCUCCAAGGCCAGAAGCUCCAGCUUGCGAUUAGUAUUAUCGCCGGCAUGGAUUUUCUGCUGUUUGGUUACGAUCAGGGUGUCACCGGUGGUCUCUUGACUCUUGAAUCCUUCAUCAAAUACUUCCCUACGAUUGCCACCAACGGUUCCUACUACGAGAGCUUGGACAAGGCCGCUCAAAGCACCCAGUCCACCCGUCAGGGAAUUGUCGUCGCUGCUUACAAUCUCGGAUGUUUCGCUGGUUCCAUCCCAACCAUUUGGGUUGGAAACUGGCUUGGCCGUCGCAAGACCAUCUUCCUCGGAUCAUUCAUCAUGGUUAUUGGCGCUCUCCUCCAGUGCACGUCCUAUGAUCUGGCUCAAUUCAUUAUCGGACGUCUAGUCACUGGUUUCGGAAACGGCAUGAACACAUCCACCGUCCCCACCUGGCAGUCCGAAUGCUGCAAAGCGAACAAGCGCGGGCAACUGGUCAUGAUUGAAGGAGCGAUGAUUACUUGCGGUAUCACAAUCAGCUACUGGAUUGACUAUGGCCUCCUCUUUGCCGAUCCCAGCGAAGUCGCCUGGCGUUUCCCUCUCGCGUUCCAAAUCUUCUUCGCUCUCAUAAUUCUCGCCUUUGUCAUGUUCCUCCCCGAGUCUCCCCGCUGGCUUGUACUCAAGGGCCGCGAAGAUGAAGCGCGCGAAGUUCUCGGAGCGCUUGUCGGCGACGGAAGCGACCCCAGCUUCAUCCAGACCGAGUUCACCGCAAUCAAAGCCACCGUGCUUGAAAUGGCUUCUGGCUCCUUCAAGGAUAUGUUCACCUUCACCGAAGACCGCCAUUUCCACCGCACUGUCCUUGCCUACGUCAACCAGAUGUUCCAGCAGAUCUCCGGUAUCAACCUGAUCACUUACUACAUCCCUGUCGUCCUCGAGAACCAGCUCGGAAUGAACCUGCAGAACUCCCGUCUCAUCGCCGCCUGCAACGGAACCGAGUACUUCCUCGCCUCCUGGAUUGCCGUCUUCACCGUCGAAAAAUUCGGCCGCCGCACGCUGAUGCUCUUUGGCGCCGCCGGAAUGUCCAUCUCAAUGGCCAUUCUCGCCGGUACCGCCAGCGCCGGCACGAAUUCCGCUAACAUAGCCUGCAUCGUGUUCCUCUUCGUCUUCAACACGUUCUUCGCAAUCGGCUGGCUCGGCAUGACCUGGCUGUACCCCGCCGAAAUCGUACCUUUGAAGAUCCGCGCCCCCGCCAACGCGCUCGCCACGUCCUCAAAUUGGAUCUUCAACUUCCUCGUCGUAAUGAUCACCCCCGUUGCAUUCGACAACAUCGGCUACCAGACCUACAUUAUCUUUGCCGUCAUCAACGCCUUCAUCUUCCCGGUAACCUACUUCUUCUACCCCGAGACCGCCUACCGCUCGCUGGAAGAAAUGGACCGCAUCUUCCGCAAGACCAAGAGCGUCUUCUCGCUCGUCCGCACCGCGAAAGAGGAACCGCACAUGUACGGCAAGCACGGCGAGCUCAUGCGUCAGCCCGGCGACGUCGAAGACGAUGCGUUCAACCGCGCGAGUAUUCUUCAGCACCACUCCAAGGCAGACCGGAUGUCGACUGAUGACACGAGUACCGAGAAGGUGGAGAAGGUGGAGCACUUGCAUUAA